Anastrepha obliqua is the source of this 5183-nucleotide messenger RNA. It is a transcript of the gene wts, whose product is annotated as serine/threonine-protein kinase Warts. Gene Ontology annotation, biological process: peptidyl-serine phosphorylation; hippo signaling; regulation of organ growth. The record is from RefSeq and is a predicted model, not a curated record. NCBI's taxonomy places the organism in Eukaryota, Metazoa, Arthropoda, Insecta, Diptera, Tephritidae. The coding region runs from base 885 to 4199 and encodes 1104 amino acids. The transcript is spliced from 8 exons. Gene Ontology annotation, molecular function: protein serine/threonine kinase activity; ATP binding.
AAAUUCGUUUUAAAGUUGUGGAAUUUCAGUGAAUUUCUCGAGUUCUGCUAGUCGUUCGCAAUCAGUGGAAUUCGGCUCGCGCUUGUCUCCGCUCAAACGUUUGCCCAAUAAGAUUUCAACGAUUCCAAUCAAAUCUAUUACAAUAAAUUGCUCGCUACUCUGGUCUGUGCUGUGCUCGCGUUUGUCGUUCCGUGUCCGUGUGGCUGAUUGUCUGUCCGCCUGCUCUGGUUGCCUGUCUUUUUUAAAUGUCUUAAAUGCAACAUUUCCGCACGUGUGAAAUGAAAAUUUAAACAGUGAAUGAAAUAUAUAAAUCUAAAGUUACAAAACGCAUGAGCAAUGCGAUUUUGUUUUCCAUUGAUCUUAGCAAGCUGAAUGCCAAAAGUAGUCUUCAAGGAGGAAUACGCGACAAGCCAUGUUAUAAUUUGUAAAAUUGUUGUUAACCGGCGUUGAUAAAGAAUACAUGAAAAGUGCAAAUAUCGUCCAACAAAGAGUAUAUUUUGCGUUGAAAUGCUGUAGUGAUGUGGAUUAUUAUGCAAAUUAAGUGUUUUUGUGCCUUUCACAGAAUUUGCACAUUGAAAAUAUUUAAAAUACAAUAACAAGUUAUACUUUAAAUGUGUGCCUUGCUUGCUCACUUACACUCUCGUACAAAUUAUCUUGAUUAAAUAUUAUACUAAGAAUAAAGUAGAUCACAAUAAGGCAAAAGUCAUCAUAUAGUCUGCAAUUAAAGUAGCGAAACUAUAGUGCAAAAUUUUAACCGAAUCCCAAGUUGGAGAAAAAAAACGCAAACAGAACUGAGACGAGAUCAGAAAACAAAGAAAAAAUCUAUAUAUUUGUGGUUUUGCAAAAGUGAUUUGAUUGUGAUAUGACUACUAAAUAUCACAAGAAUGCAUCCAGCGGGCGAAAAAAGGGGUCGCCCCAAAAAUAAAUACACAGCCGAGGCUCUCGAAUCAAUCAAACAGGAUCUGACACGAUUUCAAGUUCAAAGGGAUAAUAGUGGAGCACAGAAUUUCACACCACUGCGCUACAAUGCCGUUAACGGCGGUCGUUCCGAUCCGCCGGACUACAUGCACGCAAAGCUGAUGGAACCCCUGCCUUCGGUGUCGCCUCUACCUGUUGCACCAUCGCCAAAUCCUCAACUUAAUGGACAUGUGCCAAAAGUUCUGCCACCGGGUCUUAUUUCAUCGAAAUUGAAUCGAAAGCCGAGUAUAGAACGGGAAAUUCCGCUUAACUAUCUACAGCGAUGCAGUCCGGCAUUGGAUUCUGGUGCAGGCAGUUCCCGCUCGGACAGCCCGCAUUCGCAUCAACAAGUCACAAAUGCUGGUCGCGUUGGCACUGGACAAUAUUCUCCGUCACCUUCCAGUUUUAGCGAUGUUGGACCCCCGGCACCCCCGCCUCGACAUCCGACAUCGGUGAAUUCCGCUACACCACCGCCGCCACCACCCAAUCAGCACUACAAAAGGCGAUCACCUGCUAAUACGAGACCAGCGGCGAUCACACCCAACUCGACAACACGCGGCACUUCGCCCGUUAUAGUGCGCAAUGGCAUUAAGGCACAACAACAAUUGUCACAAAUGAAGGCGCUCAGCCUAUAUCAGGCUGGCGGCAGCGCCGUUGAGCCACCGCCACCGCCAUAUCCUAUCAAUACAGUGGUGGUAGCCGCAUCAGCGCCGCCGCCUAGCUACACAGCUUCCAUGCAGUCGCGUCAGUCGCCCACACAGUCACAAUCGGACUAUCGCAAGUCACCCAGCAGUGGCAUAUACUCAGCCACCUCUGCCGGCUCACCCAGCCCCAUAACAGUGACAAAUAGCGCGAUACUGCCACUUCAGCCGACCGCUGUAGCGCGUCCACAGCCUCGCACCUACGCGCGAACUCAGCAGCCAAUCAUCAUGCAGAGUGUCAGAUCGACGCAGGUGCAAAAGCCGGUUCUUCAAACAGCAGUGGCGCCACAGACACCGGUCUCGGCGUCGGUCUGUAACUCGCCUGUACACAUUAUGCCCGCGCCACCAUCAUACCCUCAAAAAUCCGCCAUCGUAGUACAACAGCAGCAAGCAGCACAACAGCAAUCGCCACUUUUGGCUGGCGGCGUUCCUACCGUGCUGAGCACUGCAGGCAAGUCGACGACACCCACCACACCGCCGCUUAUAGCGAAUGCGCUAAACGGUACAGUGGUGAGCAAACCGCCCUGCAUUGAGCCACCUUCGUAUACGGUAACAAUGCAGGCAAAAGCUGCGCAGCAUCAUCAGCAACAACAGCAGCCUUCGGUGACAGUGACUGCAGCUCAACUGCGUGCAGCUGCAGCUGUGGCAUUGGCUGCACAACAACAACAGCAACAGCAGCAAAAACAGGUGGGCGCUGUGCCAGUGCCAACACGUCAAUUGCCUCCACCACCACCGUAUCAGAGCACACGCGCUGCCGCAGCGCCACCAACGCUCUCCGUUGCGGACAUGAGUGGCAACAAUAUGAUGGACAUGAAGGCAAAUAGUAAGGUGGCGCUGCACAACAAUUUGAUCAAUAAUAACCAAAUCACAAACAGCAAUUUGACAACAACACCGCCAAUACCGCCGGCGAAGAAUAGUGGUGGUAGUGGUGGCACAACCAGUUCAGGCAGUGGUGGGGGUACAUCGCCAGCAACAUCUGGGGGCGGCGCAGCCGGAGGUGCCGUAAACAAAGGAAGUGGCAGCGGAGGUGAAAAAGUCAAGCACGCCUCCCCUAUACCCGAGCGAAAAAAAGUCUCCAAGGAAAAGGAGGAAGAGCGCAAAGAAUGCCGCAUUACGCAGUACUCCCCUCAGGCCUAUAAAUUCUAUAUGGAACAACACAUCGAAAACGUGAUCAAGUCAUGCAAGCAACGAGCCUACCGCAAGAAUCAACUCGAGAAGGAGAUGUCACGCAUGUGUUUACCGCAGCAGGCGCAAGUAGAAAUGCGAAAAAUGCUAAGCCAAAAGGAGAGUAAUUACAUACGCUUGAAACGCGCCAAAAUGAACAAGAGUAUGUUUGAGAAAAUUAAGGACAUCGGUUUGGGCGCAUUCGGUGAGGUGUCGCUGGUGAGAAAAAUCGACACAACGAACCAUCUGUACGCCAUGAAGACGCUACGGAAGGCGGAUGUUUUGAAGCGUAAUCAGGUGGCGCAUGUGAAAGCAGAACGUGAUAUUUUAGCGGAGGCCGAUAACAACUGGGUUGUUAAAUUAUAUUAUAGUUUUCAGGAUAAGGAAAAUUUAUAUUUUGUGAUGGAUUAUAUACCGGGUGGCGACUUGAUGUCUCUAUUAAUUAAGAAAGGCAUAUUUGAAGAACCUUUGGCGCGAUUUUACAUUGCGGAAUUGACAUGCGCUGUUGAAAGUGUACACAAAAUGGGUUUUAUUCAUAGGGAUAUUAAACCUGACAAUAUACUCAUCGAUAGGGAUGGUCACAUAAAAUUGACAGAUUUUGGAUUAUGCACGGGAUUUAGAUGGACACACAAUUCGAAAUAUUAUCAAGAAAAUGGCAAUCAUUCGAGACAAGAUUCAAUGGAGCCAUGGGAAGAGUACUCUGAAAGUGGGCAUCGACCAACAGUUUUAGAAAGGCGACGCAUACGCGAUCAUCAAAGGGUACUGGCGCAUUCACUAGUGGGCACGCCAAAUUACAUCGCUCCAGAAGUGCUCGAACGUAGCGGUUAUACGCAGCUUUGUGAUUGGUGGAGCGUUGGUGUUAUACUCUAUGAGAUGUUAGUCGGACAACCGCCAUUCUAUGCGAAUACUCCAGUAGAAACACAACAAAAAGUAAUUAAUUGGGAGAAAACUCUACACAUACCGUCGCAGGCAAAACUCACGCCGGAAGCUACUGACCUGAUACGUCGUCUUUGUUCGUCGGCCGAUAAGCGUCUUGGCAAAAAUACAGAAGAAGUUAAAGCGCAUCUGUUUUUCAAGGGCGUCGAUUUUGCUGAUAUGCGGCAGCAAACUGCGCCCUAUAUUCCAAAGAUUGAAUUUCCCACAGACACGUCCAAUUUUGAUCCAAUUGAUCCGGAUAAAUUACGUUCGAAUAAUUCAAAUUUAAGUGGAGAUGAUUGUGCUGAUAGCGACAGACAGUUCCAUGGAUUUUUCGAAUUUACAUUUAGGAGAUUUUUCGAUGAUAGAUUCAAUCCUGAGAUGACGGACGAUCAUUCAGCAUAUCAGGAUGUCGGAAAUACAACACAGAGCAAUCAUAAUGCAAACGAACAGUUUAUUUAGUCGUUUAAGUUAUUGCUAGGAAAAAUUUAUAUAAAAUAGCAAGUAUGAGAAAUGAUGUAUAUGUAGUUAGUUAUGUAGUUAAUUAAUGUAAUCCCACAAAAAUCUCCUAGUUUGAAGUUUGAAUAAGAGCAAAGUUAUAGUAGACUGUUAAUGCAAUAUUUAAUAUAAAAAAUAUUAUACUAUCACCCACCGUUACUAAAAAGAAAAAGGAAAAAAAGCAAACAAAACAGAAAACAUAACGUACAGGAACUAUUGAGCACAUAUAACAGUAGAAAUGAGUACUGCUACUAACGCACUAAGCAGGGCUAGUUUACUGGGGAAGGAACCCCGCAUGGCACUAAGCACCUAAUCAAGUGCCUCUUAAACGCAAUCAUCUAAUACCCGUUUCCCUUUAGGCCCACAUUCUCGAAACAGCAUGUUUCUUGGGCCUACCGUUAGAUGAGAUUGACGAUGAUGAACGGUGACUUCAACGUGCCUGACAGGGUUUGAAAAACUUCUACAACAACAACAAAUACUGCUACUAGUAAGCAUCUAAGCGCAUAUGCAUACCAUAACGAUCACCAAAUUAACUGUUCUUAAGGUCAAAAUGAAAAAGAGCUUUUGAGUUAGAUAUGUAUUCGCACAGUACAAAUUAUUUCCGAUACAUAUUUGGACAACCGCUAAAGUGACGUAAAAUUUAUCUAAAAUAUAAAAGUAUGUUUACAAACGGUUUUGUUUUUGUUUGUGUUGGUAAUUGAACGCACUUCCAAAUCAUAUUUAAAGGAAAAUGGAAUAGUUUAGGAUUUUAUAUGGGAAUUGAAAUUAAAUGUUUUUCUCGAAAAUAAUUGAGAGACUAUCACUUUUUGUGGCAAUUAAUUUUUUUUUUAAUGUGCGCUUUUAUGGAAAAAGUGGCCAAGAGAAAAUUCUUUAAAAUUUUUUAUUGUUUGAAUUAGAGAUUGUUGUUUAGACUCUCAAAUCCACACUUUCAAAAGACUUAAAAUCCUC